Camelina sativa (false flax) is the source of this 1918-nucleotide messenger RNA. The record is from RefSeq and is a predicted model, not a curated record. NCBI's taxonomy places the organism in Eukaryota, Viridiplantae, Streptophyta, Magnoliopsida, Brassicales, Brassicaceae.
AGUAAAGAAGUCUUCUCAAAUCGAUAAGAUGGAGAGAUCGAUUUCAUCGACGGCGAAGAGAUUUGUUCGCCGGAAUCUCCAGUGGAAAGGUAAUCCUCGAACCGCUCCUUCUUCCUUUAUUCAUUGCUACGGACGACGAGCUUUCGCUAGUGCUAGUGGUGAUUACAGAGAGAAAUUGAGUAGAAAUAGGCUGAGUGAUUUAAAGCUAGAUGAUGCAAUUGGAUUGUUCGGUGACAUGGUACAGUCUCGUCCUUUACCUUCCAUUGUUGAAUUCAGCAAACUGUUGAGUGUUAUUGCUAAGAUGAAGAAGUUUGAUGUUGUCAUCUCCCUGGGGGAGAAGAUGCAAAAUCUGGGAAUUUCACAUGAUCUCUUUACUUACAGUAUUUUCGUAAACUGUUUCUGCCACUCUUCUCAACUCUCUCUUGCUUUAGCUGUUCUUGGGAAGAUGAUGAAACUCGGUUAUGAGCCCGAUGUUGUCACGCUUUCUUCUCUUCUCAAUGGUUUCUGUCACAGUAAGAGGAUUUCUGAUGCCGUAGCUUUGGUUGAUCAGAUGAUGGUGGCAAUGGGAUAUAAACCUGAUGCGGUCACAUUUACAACUCUUAUCCAUGGGCUUUUUCUCCACAACAAAGCUUCCGAAGCUGUGGCUUUAGUUGACCGAAUGGCUGAGAAAGGCUGUCAACCGGACCUGGUAACAUACGGUGUGGUAGUAAACGGUAUAUGUAAGAGAGGUGAUACCGAUUUGGCUUUAAAUCUGCUUAAGAAGAUGGAGAAAGGGAAAAUAGAGGCUGACGUUGUGAUCUACAACACAAUCAUCGAUGCUCUUUGCAAAUACAAACAUGUGAAUGAUGCACUCGACCUAUUCAACGAAAUGGAGAUCAAAGGAAUAAGACCGGAUGUUGUUACCUACAACUGCCUCAUAAGUUGCCUUUGUCAUUACGGAAGGUGGGAUGAAUCUGCUAGACUCCUAAGCGAUAUGAUUGAGAGGAAAAUCAACCCCAAUGUAGUUACAUUCAAUGGAUUGAUUGAUGCGUUUGCGAAAGAGGGGAAGCUUUUAGAGGCUGAAAAGUUGUACAAGGAGAUGAUCCAAAGGUCUAUAGAUCCCAAUAUUUUCACUUACAAUUCACUCAUCUAUGGGUUUUGCAUGCACAAUCGCCUCAAGAAGGCCAAGGAUAUGUUUGCUUUCAUGGUUAGCAAAGAUUGUCUGCCAGACGUAGUGACUUAUUCUAUUCUUAUAAAGGGGUUUUGCAAGUGUAAGAGAGUAGAAGAAGGUAUGGAACUCUUCCGUGAGAUGUCUCAGAGAGGAGUGAUGGGCGACACUGUCGCUUACACCACACUUAUCCAAGGGUUUUUUCAAAAUGGCGACUGUGAAUAUGCCCAAAUGGUAUUCAAACAGAUGGUUUCUGAUCGUGUGCCUGCCAGUCUUAUGACGUACACCAUCUUAUUAGAUGGGCUUUGUAAUAACGGGAAACUAGAGAAAGCAUUGGUCAUAUUUAAGGACAUGCAAAAGAGUGAAAUUGAAAUUGAUAUUUUUACAUAUAAUACUAUGAUUGAUGGGAUGUGCAAGGCUGGUAAGGUGGAAGAAGCGUGGGAUUUAUUUUGUAACCUGGGCUUUAAAGGAGUGAAGCCUAAUGUUGUAACCUACACAACAAUGAUCUCAGGCUUGUGUGGAAAACGGUUAGUGCACAAAGCUGAUGCCUUGUUUAGAAAAAUGAAAGAAGAUGGGCCUCUCCCAGAUAGUGGUACAUAUAAUAUGCUGAUCAGGGCACAUCUAAGAGAUGGUAAAAAAGCUGCAUCAGCAGAACUCAUCAACGAAAUGAGAAGUUGCGGGUUUGCUGGAGAUGCUUCGACCUUUGGCUUGGUGACUAAUAUGUUACAUGAUGGAAGAUUGGACAAAAGCUUCCUCGAUAUGUUUUCUUAA